Molecule: messenger RNA, 396 nt
Organism: Protopolystoma xenopodis
Lineage: Eukaryota; Metazoa; Platyhelminthes; Monogenea; Polystomatidea; Polystomatidae
Source: the annotation of a GenBank genome assembly
AUGUUCACAUUUCUGUACCUGUCUGUGCUAUUUGCACAUCUCCGGACAAGCCGGCUAACGACCAGGCCGGGUUAUGCUAGUUGUUUGUCGACAUGUUGUUCUAAUUGUCUUGGUAGCAGUGCAAUCGUUACAUCUAUCGCUCUGUUCGCCCCGACGAACUGUUGUUUCGGCAAUCUAGUCUUUCAACCGCCCCACAUCUUCAUCAUCGUUGUUGUUCCGAUACUAUCCGCCAGCAAAUUGUCUUUCGUCUUAUCCUCUUCCACUUGUUCUUGCCACGAGUCCCCAUUCGCUCUAUCCAGUGCUCGGGAUGCCUUCAUCAAUCUUUCAUUUCCUCCUACUUCUCUUGACGUCUCUGAUUCGCCCUUUCUCCUUCACCUGUCGUUUGGUAUGUCUUGA